Molecule: messenger RNA, 1273 nt
Organism: Drosophila serrata
Lineage: Eukaryota; Metazoa; Arthropoda; Insecta; Diptera; Drosophilidae
Product: RNA polymerase II-associated factor 1 homolog
Biological process (GO): transcription elongation by RNA polymerase II
Cellular component (GO): Cdc73/Paf1 complex
Molecular function (GO): RNA polymerase II complex binding; chromatin binding
Source: RefSeq, a predicted model, not a curated record
AUCACAAAUCACAAACUUUGCGAGCAAUCGGAACGAGUGAGCGAAAAACUGAAAGAAAAAAAUAUAUAUAGACGAAACAGGACAAGAGCAGCUCUUCCAUAAUGGCAGCAAAUGAGUUGGACAAACCGAAAAAGCUGGAUGACAAGCACAAUCAGUUCAUCUGUCCCAUUGUCUACAAAAAUGAGAUGCCCGAGCUGGGGCUGGAUUGCAAAUUCCUGCCCUGCGGCAAGGAUAUUCUGGAUUACACGCUGGAGCCUGUCUCCUUCCCGAUGCAGGAGUCGCAGUACGAUCAUCAGUUUAAGGGGCUGCAUCUGCUCUUCGAUAUUGAUUUGGUGAAUCAAUCGGCUUACGAUAAGCAGCGCCACAAUACCCGCAAGGAGGCGCAGAAAAUAGAUCCCCGUGAUGCAGCCUUGCUGGGGGAUAUAGAAGCUCUGCAUUAUGGCGAUGCCAGGCAGCGGCCAAGUCGCGUCCAAGAGUGCGCCCAAAUGUUUGCCAAGGAGCGGGUAAAUGUGCCGCGUCCUCGCAUUGGAGCCUUUCGUACUCCGGCUGCUGCUGAGACCCCAGUACAAUUGCAGGCCGUUAGCCUGGAGCAGCAGAAGGAGUUGAUUACUCAGACCUUCGAGGAGGCCAAGAAGCCUCUCGGCCGGCAUCCCAUCAAGCCAAGGAGCAACGCCAGGCCGGUGUCCAUUUUACCCAUUUUUCCUGACACCGAUCUCCAGAAUUAUAGUUUCCUGCAAAUGCAGUUCGAUAAUGCGCCCACUGAAAAUUCAAGUUUGAUGAAGGACUGUGGCAACUAUUUCGUCAACUUCAAUGUUAAAGAGGAGCUUUCCGUCACCGGGGAACAAAUCUACUUGUCGGAGCAGCGCUACAAGGAGGAUAAAACCACUGAGAAAGCCGACAAGGGCGAUCGAAUUAUUCUCAUACAAAAACCCGAUGGCGUCUACUAUGUCAGCGUUGAGAAAUACAUCAAAUUGCGACGCGAGCGACCACGUCCACAGGCCAUGGUCAACAAGUGUCUGCUGCAGGUCAAGCGAGUGGAAAAGAAAGCCAAAUAAACAGGAAUUGAUUUUCAGGCUCACAAACAAAAUCGAGGCGGAAUCCAGGUAUCCAUGAGAUCAUAUUAUUGAAAUUCUGUACGGGGUCAGGAAUUGCCAAACGAUAAAAUAAAGCUCAAACACAAACUAUAUGAAAUUCUGCUGAAUUUCAAGAUUUUUUUUCACAGGAACAGCUUAAACCUACUGCAAAAAUAUUUAAACAAGGAUUUAGUGAGAAG